AUGAGCAGCGUAAACAUCACCAACGUGCAGGUGUUGGACAACCCUGCUAAGUGGCCCGCUCCGCUCCAGUUUGAAAUUACCUUUGAGUGCCUCACCCCGCUGCAAGAAGACCUCGAGUGGAAGGUGAUCUACGUCGGAUCGGCGGAAAAUGUGCAACAUGACCAAGAGCUCGAGUCCGUAAUGGUCGGCCCUGUGCCUGUAGGCGUGAACAAGUUUGUGCUGCAGACCGAACCCCCAGAUCACACCAAGAUCCCUCAGUCGGACCUGCUGGGCGUGACUGUGGUCCUGCUGAAGUGCUACUACCGGAGCAGCGAGUUCCUGCGCGUCGGGUUCUACGUCAACAAUGAGUACGAUAACCCAGAGAUGCAGGAGAACCCGCCCAUGCCGCACGACGUGGCGAGGAUCAACCGCAACAUCCUCGCCGCCAAGCCCCGCAUCACCACUUUCAACAACCGCUGGGACAACACCACGCCCGAGAUCGAGGAGGUGAGCAUCAUUGACGCAGAAAUGCAUGAAGGUGAAGGGGAGCUCCUCCCCGAAGAGGAGGAAGAGGGGGAGGAAGAGGAAGAAGAGGAUGGCGAGGAGGAUGAGGAGGAGGAAGAGGAAGAUGAAGAUGAAGAUGGGGAAGAUGGCAAGGAGGGAGAAGGAGGCGAAGAGGAUAUCAAGGACGAGAACGACGUCAUCGAGAUGGACCCUCAACCCUAG
Acanthamoeba castellanii str. Neff is the source of this 705-nucleotide messenger RNA. RefSeq names its product Anti-silencing protein, ASF1 family protein. The record is from RefSeq and is a predicted model, not a curated record. Gene Ontology annotation, cellular component: nucleus. The coding region runs from base 1 to 705 and encodes 234 amino acids. Gene Ontology annotation, molecular function: histone binding. Lineage: Eukaryota; Discosea; Longamoebia; Acanthamoebidae. The transcript is spliced from 3 exons. Gene Ontology annotation, biological process: nucleosome disassembly; DNA replication-dependent chromatin assembly; nucleosome assembly.